This is a messenger RNA of Meloidogyne enterolobii, 831 nucleotides long. NCBI's taxonomy places the organism in Eukaryota, Metazoa, Nematoda, Chromadorea, Rhabditida, Meloidogynidae. The record is from the annotation of a GenBank genome assembly.
GGCAUAUAAGGAUUUAUUAAAUGAAUCUAUUGAAAUUAAUGGGAAUUUAAGUCCGUUUAUGGUAGAUGGGUGUAUCCAAUAUCAGGGAUAUAAUAAGAUGGAACAACAAGUCAUAAAAAACCUAAUCUCCGCAAUUCAAAAUAAUAUAAACGAGCAAAUCGGAAUUAUAAAUGAUAUGCAAAAACUUUACGAUUUCGUCAAUCAUCACAAUUUUAAUCAGGCGAUUCAAUUUGAAGAACUAAUUUCAAAAUCGGAACAACCAAUCGAACUAUUUUUAGCUUUAUCACGAUUAAGAAGACAAACUCAAAAGUUGGUUUAUCAGUUUGAAUACUUAGAACCUCUUCCGGACAUAGAAGUUCGGAAGUUAAACCCAAAAAGCAGUGGAUUCGGGCAUGAAAUUACUAAUGUUUUAGAACAACUUGAUAAUUUGCUAUAUGCAUAUGCUGAAUUAAGUGAGGCUGAUAAGUUUGAUGAAAGUUUAAGAUCAAGUUUAAAUGAAAGAAACCAAAACCAGGUAAAAAGAGAUGAAAUGAUUUCAUAAAUUCCGAAUAAUUUUAAUUUCUAAUUUGAUAGGACAAAGGAAUUAAUCAACAAAUAAAUAAACUGAACGACUCGCGUCAAAAGAGAAAAAAUAAGAAAAUAAAAAUUAUAAAGGAUAUGCGAAAACUUCACGAUUAUCUUUAUGAAAAAUAUAUAGAACAUCUCAUUUCUAUUCUGGAGCAUCGUCAAAUAGAAGUUGCAAAAAUAUGUAGAGAAGAUCAGCAUGGACAAGUUGGAGAAAGUCAAAAAAAGAUCAAAACGAAAUCAAAAAAGAACAAAAGUAGAAAUAGA